Messenger RNA from Suillus paluster, 641 nucleotides. RefSeq lists its product as uncharacterized. The record is from RefSeq and is a predicted model, not a curated record. NCBI's taxonomy places the organism in Eukaryota, Fungi, Basidiomycota, Agaricomycetes, Boletales, Suillaceae. The coding region runs from base 105 to 641 and encodes 178 amino acids. The transcript has 4 exons.
UGUGGGUAUUUUAAGCGUUGCUCGUUUCCUCAAAGCACUUCCGUCGCUCGUUUUCACAGUGUCCUCUGUCUUUACCCGUUCCUUCCACGCAAAAAAACUCGACCAUGUUCCGCCGUAUUGCCCUUGCUUCCGCCGCCUUGCUCAGUGUUGUGUCUGCACAGUUGACCAUCAUAUCUCCUGGAGCUAGUGACUGGUGGGUCGCGUCGUCGCAGAACACACUCUCGUGGACGUGUUCGACUUCUCCAUAUAUGAACUUUACCAUUCUUGUCGCCAACCCAAACACCGCAAUUCUCGCUUCACCCCUUGCUAUCAUUGCCGUUCAAGAAAACUAUGACUGUUCCAAAACCAUCACCCAGCAGCAAUCAGCGCAACCCGCUGGUACCGGCUACAUUCUUCAGUUCGCAAACACUCUGAACGAAACCGACAUCUACGCUCAGAGCGAGCCAUUCGAGAUCAAGGCUCUCGGUUCGUCUUAUCCCACCACUACCUCUGGUGUUGGCGGCACUGCUACCGGAACUGCUACCGGCUCCUCUAGCAGCACUACUUCAACUUCUACCAAGACUGGUGGUACCCUCGCCCAAUAUAUUCCUGUGGGCAUGAGCAUGGCCGCUGCUCUUGCUCUGGGCUUGGUUGUUGCCUGA